GCGGUAUAUAUACAGGUGCUGGGUGAGGCAGACGUCACCUCACCCACGACAACCGACGGAGACUUCGACCUUCUACCCGUCUACAGAGGUGAGUAUGUUCUCAAGUUGUGCCCUUAGUCCUGAGGACCUAAUAUAUAUUUAUAUUUAUAAAUAUAUAUGUGUAAUUCUAUUUAUUUAUUUGUUGUGGUAAAUUGUUUUGUUAUUUAGUUGUUUUUUUAAAACAAUCGAUGUUCCUGUGAACAAUAAUGUUCAUAAUGUACGGUUAUUCUAAAUCAUCAGUAAAUUUCUAGCUAUGACUCAUCACGUAGCUUUGGGAUCACAGUGUAAAACUAAAAUAAUAUUCAAUUUUAAUAUAAUUUCCGUUAUUUAAAAUUAGCCUUAGCCAAAACUUAAAAUAUGAUAAGAUUCCAGCUUUAAAAUAAACUUCUAAAAUAGUUAAAUAAAUUUUUGUUUUUUUUUAAAUUUUAUGAAGAAAAAAAAAGCUGAAGUAUUUAUUUCAAUGCAAAUUCAAUAUAAUACUGACAUGGCAUAUCAAGAUAUUAAAAUAAUCAGUCACUGUACAGCACUAACCCCAGGAAGUGCAACAUUAAGGAAUAGCUCUCUUCCCGUGCCAUUCAUUUAAAGUUUCACAAAUUGCAAAACCUAUCAGCUCACGUGUUAAAAUGUCAGUCUACGGCUUGAUCACUUGCAAUAGUUACCAGAAAACUUCGACUUUUGGGGGGGGUGGGGGAGGUUAAAUUGUUACGAUGUUUGCUUACAUUUUGAUUAAUUUCUAUUUGGUACAAUGUAGUCUUCCUGAAUAAUCCAUUUUACAGAAAGUUUGAUAUAUAUCACACAAAUAUCAGCUUGUAUUUCUAAACAUUACAAACUGUUUGUUAUAUUGUCGAUGAUUUAAAACAAACAUUGUUUUCCUCCAUUCAGAUAUUUAAAAUAAAAAAAUGGUUGCUAAACUAACCUUUGCGCUUGGCCUUGCACUUCUAGUAGUGAUCUGCACUGUUAAUGCCGCACCAGUAAGUAUUGUCGGGUGUAGACUGUAAGGGAAAUGGGAGACUCAGUAAGUGUUAUCGGGUGUAGACUAUAGGGGAAAUGGGAGACACAGAACGUGUUAUCGGGUGUAGACUUUAGGGGAAAUGGGAGACACAGAACGUUUUAUCGGGUGUAGACUUUAGGGGAAAUGGGAGACUCAGUAAGUGUUAAUUUCCAGCUUUAGUUAUAAAGACCAAUCCUUUGGUUGAUGAAACAAAACUCCAGUCGCUCAUGAAGCUACAGAAAGAACAUUUGAAUGAGAACGUGUCAUUAUAUUUUCAUGCUUUUAUGUAAUAUGCGGAUUUUUUUUUUAAUAACCAUCAUAUAAUAAACAAGAAUGGCAAGAUGCUUUACAGAUUUGCUUUUAAAAUGGUUGUUAUUCGAGUUGUUUUAUUAUUUUUAUUUUAGCUUAUUUAUUUAUUUUGCUUUUAAUAGAAGUUUGAAAAGAAGUCAGUUUCAGCUUAAGUUAUAAAAUAUUUCAUUGGAUACGUCUUGUCAUUUUGGUAAUGUCUUAAGACAGCGGUUCUCAAACUUUCUGAUGCCGCGACCCUUUAAUACAGUUCCUCAUGUUGUGGCGAACCCCGACCACAAAAUUAUUUUCGUUGAUACUUUAUAACUGUUGAGUGCAUGUGUUUUUCGAUGGUCUUGGGCGACCCCUGUGAAAGGGUCGUGGGACUACCAAAUGGUUGAGACCCGCUGUCUUAAGUGUCGUCAUAAUUUUCAUGAAGUUACGACAUUGAACACAUCUGUACGCAGCCGUGGCUCGUGUUAGACAGGUUAUAGGUCGAAUCAAUAUAUAUGUAUGGAUAUAUAUGUAUACACAGAGAGAGAAAGAGACACAUGGGGGCAGAAAGAGAGAGAGAGGGGGUGGAGGGAGGGAGAGUUAUUUUAAAAACCUUAGGGUCAUUGAGAACUUUAUUUAUAAAAGCAAUUAAUUGCUCAACAAAAAAGAAUUAGAAUAUCUUUUUUUUUCAAUGCAGUUACAAUAACCCUUGCAUGAAGCCCCUUGUCGUGAAAUCUCUACGCGAUUUUACGGCAAUCUAAUUUAAUAUCACUGGAAGGCAAACUAAAAGGAACACUUAUAUGUAGUUUAUUGUUCAUAUAUAUUUUACCACAUACCACACAAUAGAGAUUGUGACUGAAGAUAUUCUUUUCAAUUAUUUUUUUUUCUUUUCCUCCCGUUCACCAAGGCAAGUUUCAGUCCACAUUUUUUUAUUUCGUUUCUGUCAGAUUCUCGGCUAGUCGUUGCUUCACUUUCCUACCACUUCCUCUAUCCUCCUACAGCCAACCACUUGUCUCCCUUAUUUAUGAUUUUACUACAUGCUUUUCUUAUUUCUAACAGAAACCUGAGGAUAAAGGCCCCAAAAAUGAGGUAAGUUAUUCAGACAUGUAAAACAUAAUCUUUGUCACAUGAAAUAUAUUCCCUAUCAUAUUAAACAAAAUCUUCACCACGUGAACCAUAAUCCCAAAAUAUCCAUGAGCUGGAAGGGAAACUAAAAAUUACACUUUUUUGUAGUCUAUGUUUCAUAUAUCUAUUACCAGAUGCCACAUAAUAGAGAUUGUGACUGAAGAUAUUCUUUUGUAUUUAUUUUUUUUCUUUUACUCCUGUUCACCAAGGCAAGUCCCAGUCCCCAUUUUUUUUUUCGUUUCUGUCAGAUUCUCGGCUAGUCGUUGCUUCUAUUUCCUACCACUUCCUCUAUCCUCCUACAGCAAACCACUUUUCUCCCUUAUUUAUGAUUGUACUACAUGCUUUUCAUAUUUCUAACAGAAAUCUGAGGAUAAAGGCCCCAAAAAUGAGGUAAGUUAUUCAGACAUGUAAAACAUAAUCUUUGUCACAUGAAAUAUAUUCCCUAUCAUAUUAAGCAAAAUCUUCACCACGUGAACCAUAAUCCCAAAAUAUCCAUGAGCUGGAACGGAAACUAAAAAUUACAAAUUUAUGUAGUCUAUGUUUCAUAUAUCUAUUACGACAUGCCACAUUAUAGAGAUUGUGACUGAAGAUAUUUUUUUCUUUUACUCCCGUUCACAAAGGCAAGUCCAAGUCCACAUUUUUUUUCGUUUCUGUCAGAUUCUCGGCUAGUCCUUGCUUCCAUUUCCUACCACUUCCUCUAUCCUCCUACAGCCAACCACUUGUCUCCCUUAUUUAUGAUUGUACUACAUGCUUUUCUUAUUUCUAACAGAAAUCUGAGGAUAAAGGCCCCAAAAAUGAGGUAAGUUAUUCAGACAUGUAAAACAUAAUCUUUGUCACAUGAAAUAUAUUCCCUAUCAUAUUAAGCAAAAUCUUCACCACGUGAACCAUAAUCUCAAGAUAUCCAUGAGCUGGAAGGGAUACUAAAAAUUACACUUUUUUGUAGUCUAUGUUUCAUAUAUCUAUUACCAGAUGCCACAUAAUAGAGAUUGUGACUGAAGAUAUUCUUUUGUAUUUAUUUUUUUUCUUUUACUCCUGUUCACCAAGGCAAGUCCCAGUCCACAUUUUUUUUUUCGUUUCUGUCAGAUUCUCGGCUAGUCGUUGCUUCUAUUUCCUACCACUUCCUCUAUCCUCCUACAGCCAACCACUUUUCUCCUUACUAUUCAACUUUAGUGAAGUUACAACAAUCGUCGCAUGUUCCCGUAUUUCAAUGUCCGAGCCCCGCUGCCACCGUGUGUUCAGUUCCAGUGAAAUUAACUACGCCCUGCCCUGUAUGAAGUUACCAAUGUCGUGUCCAGUUACAGCAAAUUAACUACGCCCUGCCCGUUAUCAAGUUGCCAACGUCCUGUUCAGUUCCAGUGAAAUAAUUACGUCCUGCUCUGUAUGAAGUUAGCAAUGUCGUGUCCAGUUACUGCAAAUUAACUACGCCCUGCCCUGUAUGAAGUUAACAAUGUCGUGUCCAGUUACAGCAAAUUAACUACGCCUUGUCCGUUAUCAAGUUGCCAACGUCCUGUUCAGUUCCAGUGAAAUAACUACGUCCUGCCCUGUAUGAAGUUACCAAUGUCGUGUCCAGUUACAGCAAAUUAACUACGCCCUGCCCGUUAUCAAGUUGCCAACGUCCUGUCCAGUUCCAGUGAUUAACUACGUCCUGCCCGUUAUCAAGUCACUAACCUCGUGUCAGUUCCAGUGAAAUAAUUACGUCCUGCUAUGUAUGAAGUUAUUAAUGUCGUGUCCAGUUACAGCGAAUUAACUACGCACUGUCCGUUAUCAAGUUGCCAACGUCCUGUUCAGUUCCAGUGAGUUAACUACGCCCCUCCACGUAUCGAGUUAUCUACGUUCCUUCGGUAGUGAGCUACCAAAUUCGUGUUCAGUUCCAGUGAAAUACCCAGCCCUGACCUUCGUCAAGUCGCCAACGUCCAGUUGAGUUCCAGUGAAUGAACUACGCAUUUCCCUGUAUCGAGUUAUCUACGUCCUGUCGGUAGUGAGCUACCAACUUCGUGUCCAGUGAGCUGUGAAGUCCUGUGGCCUGUCCGGUCACUCAGUUUAACAACGCCCUGUCCUGUUGCAACGAGCCACCAAAGUCCCACCCCGCAUCAAGCUUCCUAUGCCCGAUCCUGUAUUGGUGAGUUACCCACGAACUGUCCAGUGUCGGCGAUACGCCUACAUUCUGUCCAGUGAGCUGCCGAUGUCCCGUGACCCGUCCCGGUCACCCAGUUGAACAGCGCCCUGUCCUGCUUCAACGAGCCACCAACGUCCCGUCCUGCAUCAAGCUGCACAUGCCCGAUCCUGUAUUGGUGAGUUACCCACGAACUGUCCAGUGUCGUCGAUUCGCCUACAUUCUGUCCAGUGAACUACCGAUGUCCCGUGACCCGUCCCGGUCACCCACACCUCAAUGACUGUGUCCCAAGAUGGCCAUAUAGGACAAUUGAAGUUUGUGAGAGAACUAUUGACAGUAAAGAACCAUUGACACUUAAUUAAGCCCAGUGUGUGUUUUGAAUAAUAUUUAGAUUCUUUAGGACUUUCCACGAACCAGGCAAGUUGGAUUUUUAUUGUUUAAAACAUUUUUGGCAUUAAUUUUCUUAUGACUGAUGUAUUAACAUUUUUUUUACCUGGGUAGAAUUUAGAUUUUUGCUAGAGUUAGUAGACAGCGAUUGGUCCUUGAAACUUAAUUAUUGUUUACUGUAUGAUCACCCUUAAUUUGCAUUGAUAUGGCUGGAUAUGUCAGUAGGAAAUGGAGUUUAGAAGAAAUAAGGCAUGUGGGUGUGUUACUUUGUUAUACCGGAGAGAACCUAGAGGAGUAUAUAAGAGUUAAGUUCGAAGAACACGUACGGGAAGAGAGAGAGGAUGAACUUAGAGCCAGAGAGGAUGAACUUAGAGCCAGAGAGGAAGAACGUAUAGAUAGAAAGAGAGAGGAAGAACGUAUAUAUAGACAGAGAGAGAAUGAACGUAUAGAUAGACAGAGAGAGGAAGAACUUAGAGCCAGAGAGAAAGAACGUAUAGAUAGACAGAGAGAGGAAGAUCGUAUAGAAAGAGAUACACAGAGAGAGAGACAAUUUGAACUAGAUAAACUAGAUGAAAAAAUUAGACUGGCGGAAUUAGAGGCAGAACGACGGGAAAUUAUUUUAAAGAGACAGGCAUAUUAUUAUAGCGACAGUGACGAUGACGAGAGUGAGGGGGAAGAAAUAUAUUAUGGCAUUGCCAGCAUUCACUGUGAGAAUCCCUAUAAAAAUUUUAAUAGAGUUUCUAUUAAUGUAAGUGAAAACAAAUAUGUGGAUAACGGUGGACAUACUCAUGAUCCUGACCCCAGGCAAGAGCCGGCCUCGCAACCACGGUUCAUGGCUAAAGAUACUGAGGAACAAAAUGAUAUUAUUGCCUCUGCUGACGACUCAAUUUUUUUAAAUAGAAAUGACAGUGAUUUGUUAAUUGAUCCGUCGGCUAACGUUAAAAGGGACAACGUUGACCGUGCUGACAUACCCCCAGUGGCAAAGGGUACAGAUAUAGCUUUAGAUUCAUGUCAAAACGAGGUUGAAGUAGUUGGUGUAUCCCAGGAAGUCCAAUGUAAAGAAGAAAGGGGACGACAAUUUAAUAAGGUAGAAGUCAUUGGAAAUGACCUUAGGUGGACAUAUGUAGGGGAUUGUCCCAGCGCCACAGCAUGUAAUGAAUUGGUUGUUAUGGAAACGGGCGGCAUUGAAAUCAAAGAGAACCCUGUUCUAAUGUCUGAGGACAUGAUUUUUGUUGUAUCUCAUGGUGAGCCAUCAGAUAAUGUAAGUCCUGAAGUUGAAGUGCCUGAUUUUUUGUGUGAGGUUGAUGAGGUGAGUGUAAUCCCUGAGGUGGGGGAAGGAGAGAAAAUUGUUGUUGAUAAUUAUUGUGAUGUAAAUGAGUCACUGUGUAAUGUGAGCAAAGGUUGCUCAAAUGUUGAUAUUUUUACAGAGAUAUGUACUGGUAAUGAAUAUGAAUUAGUUGAUAAUGUGAGCCAGGUGUGCUCAGGUUUUGAUGUUACUGCAGAGAUCUGCAAUGAAAAUGUAUCACAAGUUGUUAUGAGCAAGGGUUGCUCAAAAUUUUAUAGUAUUACAGAGAGCUGUAUUGAUGAUGAAUCAAUAGGUAGUGUGAGCCAGGGCUGCUCAGAUUUUCAUAUUGUUACGGAUAGCUGUAAUGAUAAUGAAUCACCUGUAAAUGUGAGCCAGGGCUGCUCAAAUUUUCAUAUUGUUACGGAUAGUUGUAAUGAUAAUGAAUCACCUGUAAAUGUGAGCCAGGGCUGCUCAAAUUCACAUAUUGUUACAGAUAGCUGUAAUGAAAAUAAAUUCCCAAGUAAUGUGAGUGAAGGUUGUCCAGAUUUUGAGAGCCAGGAGUGCUCUAACAUUAAGUUGGAAACCAAUGUUGAAAGUGUUAAAGAGAGCGCUGCCAGCUCUAAAGGUGCACUUGUUUAUGAUUUUCAAGAGGAGGUGAGUUGUCAGGUCCAUGAGUUGGGAGGUGAGGCUUUUAAUUGUAUUGUUAAACAAAAUGAAUCUGUUAAAAUGAACUGUUGCCAUGAUUUCUUUGAAGUUCCUGAUUUGUUUGAAUUUCUUUUUUAUGAGAAUCGUUUUUCAUUUUAUAACAAUUUAAAAAUAUGUAUUGUAAAACUGAGGUUUCACAUGAGUUAUGACCACGGGUCAAAAGAACAGGGAGAGAUAAUUUUAAUUAUAAUAAACAUGUUGAAGCAUAAAGUUGUGAAAUCCACGGACAAAAGAUAUGUCCCGCCAUCUGUAGCUGUGUUAUUUAAGAGCAAAUAAAGGCUGCUCAAAUUGUGGUGAGACAUCUCUCACCUGUAAUAAUGUUAGAUAGUUUUGUGUUUCUAUAGUGAUGACCAUUGGUUUUAUUUAAAAAUACACCUUUUUGAUGAUAUGAUUUGGAUUAACUUAGUUAUAGUUUCAACUUCAGUAAGGAUAUUGAUGUAUUUGCCCGGAUUUUUGAGAUACAAAUAUAAUUAUUUUUAUUGGUAUGAAAAAUGAAAAUUAAUGUUGACAUUCAAUUUUAAUGGUCUGAUUUUUAUUGUGGUACAUGAAUUUUUAACUCUUGAAUUGCAUUUAAAAUUAUGUACGAAGGAUUGUUUAUUUUAUUGCAGUAUAUCAUAAAUCUGUUUGAUUUUCAGUGAUACCUAAAUAAUGUUUUUUGAUAAGGACCAUUCAUAUGGCUGAAGGGUUCUUCUUGAUGUAAUUGAUGUAAAUUUUGUAUGUCUGGUGACGAUUUCACUCCCUGAGUAAAAUCUGAAAUGAAAGAGGGGGGAUAUGUCGAGUAUGAGCGUUCAUUAGGAAUUGUUGCGACUCAAUAUUAUGUUCAUUAGUUGUUGAACGUGUUUCCCGCGCUUGACUAUUAUAGUUAGUGAACGCUCUUCCCGCCAUUGUAUUUAUGACGUAUUGUCUAUGCAGUGUUGUGACGUAUGUUGUAGUCGUGCGGCAGUCUUGAGUGGAACCUUGGAGUGAUAGGAUGUUUAUUAUAUUUACUUAGAUAUUAAAGUUAUAGUUAUUAUGAAAAGGAGUUGAGUUUGUUAAUUGAUAGUUAGAAUAGUACGACGCUUCAACGUAUGAAAGAACUGACGAAUGUAAUCAAUCCAGAAGACGUGUAGGAGUUGACAACCACUUCCUCUAUCCUCCUACAGCCAACCACUUUUCUCCCUUAUUUAUGAUUGUACUACAUGCUUUUCUUAUUUCUAAAAGAAACCUGAGGGUAAAGGCCCAAAAAAUGAGGUAAGUUAUUCAAACAUGUAAAACAUAAUCUUUGUCACAUGAAAUAUAUUCCCUAUCAUAUUAAGCAAAAUCUUCACCACGUGAACCAUAAUCCCAAAAUAUCCAUGAGCUGGAAGGGCAACUAAAAAUUACACUUUUAUGUAGUCUAUGUUUCAUAUAUUUAUUACGACAUGCCACAUAAUAGAGAUUGUGACUGAUGAUAUUAUUUUUUAUUUAUUUUUUUUCUUUUACUCCUGUUCACCAAGGCAAAUCGAAGUCCACAUUUUGUUUUUCGUUUCUGUCAGAUUCUCGGCUAGUCGUUGCUUCUAUUUCCUACCACUUCCUCUAUCCUCCUACAGCCAACCACUUUUCUCCCUUAUUUAUGAUUGUACUACAUGCUUUUCUUAUUUCUAACAGAAACCUGAGGGUAAAGGCCCCAAAAAUGAGGUAAGUUAUUCAAACAUGUAAAACAUAAUCUUUGUCACAUGAAAUAUAUUCCCUAUCAUAUUAAGCAAAAUCUUAACCACGUGAACCAUAAUCCCAAAAUAUCCAUGGGCUGGAAGGGAAACUAAAAAUUACACUUUUAUAUAGUCUAUGUUUCAUAUAUCUAUUACCACAUGCCACAUAUUAGAGAUUGUGACUGAAGAUAUUCUCUUCUAUUUAUUUUUUUUUUCUUUUACUCCCGUUCACCAAGGCAAGUCCCAUUCCCCAUUUUUUUCGUUUCUUUCUGAUUCUUGGCUAGUCGUUGCUUCUAUUUCCUACCACUUCCUCUAUCCUCCUACAAGCAAACCACUUUUCUCCCUUAUUUAUGAUUGUACUACAUGCUUUUCUUAUUUCUAACAGAAAUCUGAGGGUAAAGGCCCCAAAAAUGAGGUUAGUUAUUCAGACAUGUAAAACAUAAUCUUUGUCACAUGAAAUAUAUUCCCUAUAAUAUUAAGCAAAUUCUUCACAAUGUGAACUAUAAUCCCAAAAUAUCUAUGAGCUGGAAGGGAAACUAAAAAUUACACUUUUAUGUAGUCUAUGUUUCAUAUAUCUAUUACCACAUGCCACACAAUAGAGAUUGUGACUGAAUAUAUUCUUUUUUAUUUAAUUUUUUUUCUUUUACUCCCGUUCACCAAGGCAAGUCCCAGUCCCCAUUUUUUUUUUCGUUUCUGUCAGAUUCUCGGCUAGUCGUUGCUUCCAUUUCCUACCACUUCCUCUAUCCUCCUACAGCCAACCACUUUUCUCCCUUAUUUAUGAUUGUACUACAUGCUUUUCUUAUUUCUAACAGAAAUCUGAGGAUAAAGGCCCCAAAAAUGAGGUAAGUUAUUCAAACAUGUAAAACAUAAUCUUUGUCACAUGAAAUAUAUUCCCUAUCAUAUUAAGCAAAAUCUUCAACACGUGAACCAUAAUCCCAAAAUAUCCAUGAGCUGGAAGGGAAACUAAAAAGUACACUUUAUGUAGUCUAUGUUUCGUUUAUAUAAUACCACAUGCCACAUAAUAGAGAUUGUGACUGAAGAUAUUCUUUUCUAUUUAUUUUUUUUUUCUUUUACUCUCGUUCACCAAGGCAAAUCCCAGUCCACAUUUUGUUUUUCUGUCAGAUUCUCGGCAAGUAAUUGCUUUAUUUCCUACCACUUCCUCUAUCCUCCUACAGCCAACCACUUUUCUCCCUUAUUUAUGAUUGUACUACAUGCUUUUCUUAUUUCUAACAGAAAUCUGAGGAUAAAGGCCCCAAAAAUGAGGUAAGUUAUUCAGACAUGUAAAAAACAAUCUUUGUCAAACGAAAUUUAUUCCCUAUCUAUCAUAAGCAAAAUCUUCACCACGUGAACCAUAAUCCCAAAAUAUCCAUGAGCUGGAAGGGAAACUAAAAAUUACACUUUUAUAUAGCCUAUGUUUCAUAUAUCUAUUACCACAUGCCACAUAAUAGAGAUUGUGACUGAAGAUAUUUUUUUCUUUUUUUUUAGUUUAUUCCCGCUCACCAAGGCAAGUCCCAGUCCCCAAUUUUUUUUUCGUUUCUGUCAGAUUCUCGGCUAGUGGUUGCUUCCAUUUCCUACCACUUCCUCUAUCCUCCUACAAGCCAACCACUUUUCUCCCUUAUUUAUGAUUGUACUACAUGCUUUUCUUAUUUCUAACAGAAACCUGAGGGUAAAGGCCCCAAAAAUGAGGUAAGUUAUUCAGACAUGUAAAACAUAAUCUUUGUCACAUGAAAUAUAUUCCCUAUCAUAUUAAGCAAAAUCUUCACCAUGUGAAUCAUAAUCCCAAAAUAAGCAUGAGCUGGAAGGGAAACUAAAAAUUACACUUUUAUGUAGUCUAUGUUUCAUAUAUCUAUUACCACAUGCCACAUAAUAGAGAUUGUGACUGAAGAUAUUCUUUUCUAUUUAUUUUUUUUUUCUUUUACUCCCGUUCACCAAGGCAAAUCCCAGUCAACAUUUUGUUUUUCGUUUCUGUCAGAUUCUCGGCUAGUCGUUGCUUCUAUUUCCUACCACUUCCUCUAUCCUCCUACAGCCAACCACUUUUCUCCCUUAUUUAUGAUUGUACUACAUGCUUUUCUUAUUUCUAACAGAAACCUGAGGAUAAAGGCCCCAAAAAUGAGGUAAGUUAUUCAGACAUGUAAAACAUAAUCUUUGUCACAUGAAAUAUAUUCCCUAUCAUAUUAAGCAAAAUCUUCACCACGUGAACCAUAAUCCAAAAAUACCCAUGAGCUGGAAGGGAAACUAAAAAUUACACUUUUAUGUAGUCUAUGUUUCAUAUAUAUAUUACCUCAUUUCACAUAAUAGAGAUUGUGACUGAAGAUAUUCUAGUUUUAUUUAGUUAUUGUUUUUUGUUUUAGUCCCGUUCACCAAUGCCAGACGAAGACGCAAUAAGUAAACACUUAGUAACAUUAGAAUAUGGAAAUAAAGUGGAUGUUUCAGUGCUACAACAUUUCCUCUUAUAAUAUGCAAACAUUUUAUGGUCCCAGAAUUAACUCGCACUCAAACACAACACAUACAUAUUAAAAAAACAAAACAAAAAUACAUAAUUAAACACACACAUGUGCACACUUAAAUUUGAAGUUUUAAAAAACUAAAUAAUUUAUAAAUUACAAUAGAGGUUUGAGUGGUUUCAAGCGUUCGUAGUGAGAUUAGUUGAAGAACCUCAUAAUAUAAAGGGCCACGACAAAUUUAUUGAUCAUUCUGGCUCCUAUGGUUUGAUAGAAGUAGAAAAACUAUAAUUCAUUAUCUAUAACUUUGUUCAUCUUUCCAGAACCGAUCUGACAAGCCAACUCGGGAGCCAAAAGUGGUGGGUUCGAUUCAGUUCAUAUGUUUAUCAGUUUCUGCAGUUUGUUUUUGUACAUACAUUUACAGAACUUCACUGACACAACGUGACACACUGAAACAGCACGUCACGUACUCUGUGUCACCAUUUCACUUGCAAUGCCACAGCAUCAUAUGACUCAAAAUUUCAAAACAGAGCAUUUCUCUGUCUCCCUGUCACAACAUAUUGAAUUUACUGUUACACCAUGCCACGUAUUUUGUGACAACAUCGCAUAAGUUCUAUCUAAUCAUGCCACUCAUGCUUUCAAAAUAUAUCAUUUAUCCUGACAUGGCAUGUCACUUAUAUUGUCACAAACCAGGCUAUUACCAUAUAACAUGUCGUAUUAAAACAAAAUCCAAUUUUUGAAAAAAAACUAAACAGAUUAUCAGAGGCGAAACUAGAUGCAAAAUAUAAUAAAUUAGGGCCCACUACCUGUUAAUCUAUAUUUCACUACCUGCUCAUCUCUAUUUCACUACCUCUUAAUCUCUAUUUCACUAUCUGUUCAUUUCUAUUCACGACCUGUUCAUUUCUAUUUCACUACUUGUUAAUCUCUAUUUCACUAACUGUUAAGGCCUCGAGAUCCAAAAGCCUAUAAUGUGUUUCUAAUGUUUUAACAUUAAAUGUUCUGUCCGAUUACUUUCCCGUAUUUUAUUUAAAAGUCAAUAAUUCCUAUUUCCGAUAAUGGUUUUACACAACCAUCCCAACACCACCCAUCUAACCUCCAAUCCCCACAUUACUUUCCCGUAUUUUAUUUAAAAGUCAAUAAUUCCUAUUUCCCAUAAUGGAUUUCCCCCCCCCCCACCCCCCACCCCACGCACACCUAAAUAAUCCUUAUUACAAGCGCUCCUUUGCAGCGUACAAUUCCAGCUGUUGAACACUGGUCUAUGAGCUUAUAUUUAAUCAACGUAAAGCUAACCAACAACAAUCUCUUUCAUUUUCAGUCAAGACCAACUGAUGCACCAUCUGGCAACGCAUCUGGUGACGUGAGUAGCUCAUCACUUAUACACAGGAUGUCUUUUUACCAGUUUAAAAUUUAUAAAAAGAUAAAGUGUUUUUAAAAAAAACAAUUUUCUCUUAAUCUGAGUCCCCAUUUUUUUUUUCGUUUAUGUCAGAUUAUCGGCUAGUCGUUGCUUCCAUUGCCUACAUUUUCCCGUUCCUACCACUUCCCCUAUAUCCCUACAGCUAACCACUUUCUCCCUUAUUUAUGAUUGUACUUCAUGGUUUUCUUAUUUCUUACAGAGGCAUAAAGGUAAAGGCCCCAAAAAUGAGGUAAGUUAUUCAGACAUGUAAAACAAAAUAUCUGUAACAUGAAAUAUAUUCUCUAUUAUAUUAAGCAUAAUCUUCAUCACGUGAACCAUAAUCCCAAGAUACCCAUGAGCUGAAAGGGAAACUAAAAAGGUACACUUAUGUGUAGUCUAUUUUACAUACAUCUAUCACCACAUUCCACAUAAUAGAGAUUGUGACUGAAGAUAUCCUAAUUUUAUUUAGUUUUUGUUUUUGUUUUAGUCCCUUUCACCAAUGCCAGAGGAAGACGCAAUAAGUAAACUGGUAGUAACAUUAGAAUGUGGAAAUAAAGGGGAUAUUUCAGAACUACACAAUUUCCUCUAAUAAUAUGUGAACAUUUUAUGGUCCCAGAAUUAACUCGCACUCAAACACAACACAUACAUAUUUUUUAAAAAAAAAUACAUAAUAACACACACACAUGUGCACACUUAAAUUAGAAGUUUAUCAAAAAUAACUAAUUUAGAAAUUACAAUAGAGGUUUGAGUGGCUUCAAGCGUUCGUAGUGAGAUAAGUUGAAGAAAUGCAACGGAUACUUCUUCCACUAUAAAUUAAGGUGCCAAGACAAAUUUAUUGAUCUUUCUUUCUCGUAUGGGUUGAUAGAAGAAGAGAAGCUAUAAUUCAUUAUCUAUAACUCUGUUCAUCUUUCCAGAACCGAUCUGACAAGCCAACUCGGGUGCAAAAAGAGGUGGGUUCCAUUCAAUUCAAAUGUUCAUCAGUUUCUUCAGUUUGUUUUUUUUUUACAUACAUUUACAGCACUUGAUUGACACACUGUCACAUCACGUCACGUACUCUGUGUUACCUUUUCACUUGUAAUGUCACAGCAUCAUGUGACUCAAAAUGUCAAACCAGAGCAUUUAUUCUUUCGCCCUGUCACAGCAAACUGAAUUUACUGUUACACCAUGCCACGUAUAUUGUCACAACAUGGCAUAUGUUCUAUCAAAUCCUAUCACGCAUGCUGUCAAAACAUAUUAUUUAUCCUGAUUUGGCAUGUCACUUAUAAUGUCACAAACCAGGCUAUUACCAUAUAACAUGUCGUGUUAAAACAAAAUCAAAUUUUUGAAAAAAAAUAAAUAGAUUAUCAGAGGCGGAACUAGACGCAAACUAUGAUAAAUUAGGGCCCACUACCUGUUUAUCUCUAUUUCACUACCUGUUCAUUUCUAUUUACUACAUGUUCAUUUCUAUUUAAUUACCUUGUAAUUUUAUUUCACUACUUUUUAAUCUCUAUUUCACUAACGUUUAAGGCCUUAAGAUCCAAAAGCAUAUAAUGUGUUUAUAUUACAGUAAAAAUGUGUUAAUUUUAAAUGUUCUGUCCGACUACUUUAUCGUAUUUUAUUCAAAAGGCAAUAAUUCCUAUUUCCGAUAAUGGAUUUCCCCCACACACACACCAAUAAUCCAUAUCACAAGGGCUCGUUGCAGCGCACAAUUUCAGCUGUUGAACAAUGGUCUAUGAGCUUAUAUUUAAUCAACGUAAAGCUAACCAACAGCAAUCUCUUCCAUUUUCAGUCAAGACAAAGUGGCGCAGGAUAUGGCAACGCAUCUGGCAACGCAUCUGGCAACGCAUCUGGCAACGAAUCUGGCAACGUGAGUAGAUACUCAUAUAAAGGAUGUUUUUUCAUCAGUUUUAAAAUUUAUAAAAAGAUAAAGAGGUUAAAAAAACUAUUUUGUGUUAGUCCCAGUCCCCAUUUUUUUUAUUUUCGUUUCGUUCAGAUUCUCGGCUAGUCAUUGCUUCCCCUUCCUACCACUUCCUAUAUCCCCCUACAGCCAACCACUUUCUCCCUUAUUUAUGAUUGUACUACAUGCUUUUCUUAUUUCUUACAGCGACCUGAUGGUAAAGGCCCCAAAAAUGAGGUAAGUUAUUUAAACAUGUAAAACAUAAUCUUUGUCACAUGAAAUAUAUUCCCAAUCAUAUUAAGCAUAAUCUUCACCACGUGAACCAUAAUCCCAAAAUACCCAUGAGCUGGAAGGGAAACUAAAAAGUACACUUUUAUGUAGUCUAUUUUACAUAUAUCCAUUAGCACAUUUCACAAAAUAGUGAUUGUGACUGAAGAUAUUUUUUUGUUAUUUAUUUUAUUUUAUUUGUUUUAGUCCCGUUCACCAAUGCCAGACGAAGACGCAAUAAGUAAACACGUAGCAACAUUAGAAUGUGGAAAUAAAGUGGAUAUUUCAGAACUACACAAUUUCCUCUAAUAAUAUGCAAACAUUUUAUGGUCCCAGAAUUAACUCGCACUCCAACACAACACGUACAUAUUUUAAAAAAAUAUUAAAAAAUACAUAUUUACACACAUACACAAAAAACUAACUAAUUUAGACAUUAAAAUAGUGGUUUGAGUGUCUUCAAACGUUCGUAGUGAGAUGAGUUGAAGAAAUGCAACGAUAACUUCUUCGUCGAUAUAUUAAGGGGCCACGACAAUUUUAUUGAUCAUUCUGGCACCUAUGGUUGAUAAAAAAAGUAAAACUAUAAUUCAUUCUCUAUAAGUUUGUUCAUCUUUCCAGAGCGGAUCUGACAAGCCAACUCGGGAGCCAAAAGUGGUGGGUUCGAUUCAGUUCAUAUGUUUAUCAGUUUCUGCAGUUUGUUUUUUUACAUACAUUUACCGAACUUCACUGACACAACGUGACACACUGUCACAGCACGUCACGUACUCUGUGUCACUUGCACUGUCACAGCAUCAUGUGACUCAAAAUGUCAAACCAGACCAUUUCUCUGUCGCCCUUUCACAACAUAUUAAAUUUACUGUUACACCAUGCAACGUAUAUUGUCACAACAUGGCAUAUGUUCUAUCAAAUCAUGUCACUCAUGCCUUCAAAACAUAUCAUUUAUCCUGACAUGACAUGUCACUUUCAUUGUCACAAACCAGUCUAUUACCAUAUAACAUUUCGUAUUAAAACAAAAUCGAAUUUUUGAAAAAAAUAAACAGAUUAUCAGAGGCGAAACUAGAUGCAAAAUAAAAUAAUUAGGGCCCACUACCUGUUAAUCUCUAUUUCACUACCUGUUCAUUUCUAUUAACUACCUUUUCAUUUCUAUUUCACUACUUGUUAAUCCCUAUUUCACUAACUGUUAAGGCCUCGAUAUCCAAAAAGCCUACAAUGUGUUUCUAUUACAGUAAAAAUGUGUUAACUUUAAAAGUUCUCUCCAACUACUUUCCCGUAUUUUAUUUAAAAGGCAAUAAUCCCUAUUACCGAUAAUGGAUCUCCCACCCCCCACCCCCCCCCAAACCACGCACACACCAAUAAUCCUUAUUACAAGUGAUCCUUUGCAGCAUACAAUUCCAUCUGUUAUACACUGGUCAUUCCCCUAUUUUUUUUAAAAAGCAAAAAUUCCCAUUUCCCCUAAAGGGUCUCCCCCCCCCCCCCCCCCCCCCCCCCCAAACCACGCACACACCAAUAAUCCUUAUUACAAGUGAUCCUUUGCAGCAUACAAUUCCAUCUGUUAUACACUGGUCUAUGAGCUUAUAUUUAAUCAACGUAAAGCUAACCGACAACAAUCUCCUUCCAUUUUCAGACAAGACAAAGUGGCGCAGGAUCUGGCAACGAAUCUGGAAACGUAAGUAGCUCAUCACUCAUACACAGGGUGCAUUUUUUAUCAGUUUAAAAUUUAUAAAAAGAUAAAGAGGUUAAAAAAACAAUUUUCUGUUAAUCACAGUCCCCAUUUUUUUUUUCGUUUCUGUCAGAUUAUCGGCUAGUUGUUGCUUCCAUUUCCUAUCAUUUCAACUAUCCCCUACAGCCAACCACUUGUCUCCCUUAUUUAUGAUUGUACUACAUGCUUUUCUUAUUUCUAACAGAAAUCUGAGGAUAAUGGCCCCAAAAAUGAGGUAAGUUAUUCAGACAUGUAAAACAUAAUCUUUGUCACAUGAAAUAUAUUCCCAAUCAUAUUAAGCAUAAUCUUCACCACGUGAACCAUAAUCCCAAAAUACCCAUGAGCUGGAAGGGAAACUAAAAAGUACACUUUUAUGUAGUCUAUUUUACAUAUAUCCAUUAGCACAUUUCACAAAAUAGUGAUUGUGACUGAAGAUAUUUUUUUGUUAUUUAUUUUAUUUUAUUUGUUUUAGUCCCGUUCACCAAUGCCAGACGAAGACGCAAUAAGUAAACACGUAGCAACAUUAGAAUGUGGAAAUAAAGUGCAUGUUUCAGAGCUACACAAUUUUCUCUAAUAAUAUGCAAACAUUUUAUGGUCCCCGUAUUAACUCGCAUGCAAACACAACACAUACAUAUUUUUUUAAAAAAUACGUAAUUACACACACACAUGUGCAAACUUCAAAUAGAAGUUUAAAACCUAACUAAUUUAGAAAUUACAAUAGAGGUUUGAGUGGCUUCAUGCGUUCGUAGUGAGAUGAGUUGAAGAAAUGCAACGGUUACUUCUUCCUUUAAAUAUUAAGGGGCCACGACAAAUUUAUUGAUCAUUCUGGCACCUAUGGGUUGAUUGAAGUAGAAAAACUAUAAUUCAUUAUCUAUAAUUUUGUUCAUCUUUCCAGAACCGAUCUGACAGGCCACCUCGGGAGCCAAAAGAGGUGGGUUCAAUUCAAUUCAUAUGUUCAUCAGUUUCUGCAGUUUGUUUUUUUACAUACAUUGACAGCACAUCACUGACACUGACACAACGUGACACACUGUCAUAGCACGUCACGUACUCUGUGUCACCUUUUCACUUGCACUGUCACAGCAUCAUGUGACACAAAAUGUCAAACCAGUCCAUUUCUCUGUCGCCCUGUCACCACAUAUUAAAUUUACUGUUACACCAUGCAACGUAUAUUGUCACAACAUGGCAUAUGUUCUAUCAAAUCAUGUCACUCAUGCCUUCAAAUGAUAUCAUUUAUCCUGACAUGGCAUGUCACUUAUAUUGUAACAAACCAGGCUAUUACCAUAUAACAUUUCGUAUUAAAACAAAAUCGAAUUUUUGAAAAAAAAUAAUCAGAUUAUCAGAGGUGGAACUAGACGCAAAAUAUAAUAAAUUAGGGCCCACUACCUGUUAAUCUAUAUUUCACUACCUCUUAAUCUCUAUUUCACUAUGUGUUCAUUUCUAUUUACUACCUGUUAAUUUCUAUUUCACUACUUGUUAAUCCCUAUUUCACUAACUGUUAAGGCAUCGAUAUCCAAAAAGCCUACAAUGUGUUUCUAUUACAGUAAAAAUGUGUUAACUUUAAAUGUUCUGUCCAACUACUUUCCCGUAUUUUAUUUAAAAGUCAAUAAUUCCUAUUUCCGAUAAUGGAUUGCCCCCCCCCCCCACGCACACACACACCAAUAAUCCUUAUUACAAGCGCUCCUUUGCAGCUUACAAUUCCAUCUUUUAUACACUGGUCUAUGAGCUUAUAUUUAAUCAACGUAAAGCUAACCAACAACAAUCUCUUUCAUUUUCAGUCAAGACCAACUGACGCACCAUCUGGAAACGCACCUGUUAACGUAAGUAGCUCAUCACUCAUACACAGGAUGUUUUUUCAUCAGUUUAAAUUUGUUAAAAAGAUAAAGAGGUUAAAAAAACUAUUUUCUGUUAGUCCCAGUCCUUGUUUUUUUUAUUUUCGUUUCUUUCAGAUUCUCUGCUAGUCGUUACUUCCAUUUCCUACCACUUCCCCUUCCUACCACUUCCUCUAUCCCCUACCCCCAUAUCUUUUUUCUCCCUUAUUAAUGAUUGUAUUACAACUGGUUUUCUUAUUUCUAACAGAGACCUGAGGGUAAAGGCCCCAAAAAUGAGGUAAGUUAUUCAGACAUGUAAAACAUAAUCCUUGUCACAUGAAAUAUAUUCCCUAUCAUAUUAAGCAUAAUAUUAAUCACAUGAACCAUAAUCCCAAAAUACCCAUGAGCUGGGUGGGUACGCCGCUGGCGUUUGUAUUUGUUAAACUUGCAGUUGUUGAACAUUUUACUGCGAAUGUUGAAGGAAAUCUUACCACUUGAGUCUUCUUCGGUAUUUUCUUUUCUGUUUUUUUUUUUUUUAAAUUUUUGUGAAUGAUAUUUAUUCUGUCAUUAGACAGGUUCGAUUUCUCGCCAAUCGAUUACCAAUGAAAGUUCUUUUGUUUUUUUAAUCGUAUGGCCGAUAUCUUUUUUUUUAAUAAAUAACUAUGUCGCGUUUCCAUUUUUUUUUUUUAACAUUAACGUUGAAAUAAAUAAAAUGAUUGUCUUACCCUGAAAUGCGACAUGAUUGCGUUCGGCUGAAAUGUGACAUGAUUGCGUUCGGCUGAAAUAUGACACGAUUGUGUUUUUAUGUAUUCCAGAAGCCACAACGCAGUUAGUCCACUCUGCCUCCAUCUGGUGAGUACGUCACGGUGAUCAGUGGUUUGAAGUGUUUAUUUAAGGCUUAUCAAUUGACGGGAGAGAAAUGUGCUGUACUUCAUUGAAAGCUGGGGACAAACUAAUACAAAAAUAGUUUACACUUCAAGGGGAAUAGGACUUUUUGGGCAGGACUUGUGGUACAAGUCCUAACAAGGGGUACAAGCCUUUACCUGUGGUACACUUCUUACCUGUGGCACAAGUCUUUACCUGUGGUACAAGUCUUUACCUGUGGUACAUGUCUUUACCUGUGUUACAACUCCUAAUCUGUGUUACAAGUCUUUACCUGUGGUGCACUCCUUACCUAUGGUGCAAGUCUUUACCUGUAGUAUAACUCCUUACCUGUCGUACAACUCCUUACCUGUGGUACAAGCCCUUACCUAUGGUACAAGUCUUUACCUUUGGUACAACUCCUUACCUGUGGUACAAGUCUUUACCUGUGGUACAACUCCUAACCUGUGGUACAAGUCUUUACCUGUGGUACACUUCUUACCUGUGGUACAAGUCCUUACCUGUGGUACAACUCUUUACCUGUGGUACAACUCCUAACCUGUGAUACAGCUCCUAACAUGUGGUGCAGCUCCUGACCGAUGGUACAACUCCUAACAUGUGGUACAACUCCUAACCUGUGGCACAACUCCUAACCUGUGGUACAAGUCCUAAAUUUUGCUACAAGUCAUUACCUGUGGUACAAGUCCUUAAAUGUAUAAUAAGCUCAAGAGAUCGUAAAUUAUCUAAGAGGCUGUUUCGGGGUCGCAAAUCGAGAGAUGCAUAAGGUCCCCUCCUAAUACCCCCGACCUAUCGUCUGCUAUAAAUAAUGUCAAACCCUCUCAGUAACCCAGUCAGCCCAUUUUAACAUAUCACGAACGACCUUAAUAUUUCUUUCUUUCUUUCCAGAUGGAAUUGACACACUCUGUUAUGUAUCAGCCAUCUAGGACUAUGAAGAUUUUACAUCUAUACAAAAAAAAUAAUAAACUGUAUUAAGUGAUAAUUUAGAAUGACAAUAAUUGUUUUGAGUUUCGUAACUUAACUAUAUAUCACAAUGUAAACAGCGCCUG
Lymnaea stagnalis (great pond snail) is the source of this 20000-nucleotide messenger RNA. The record is from the annotation of a GenBank genome assembly. NCBI's taxonomy places the organism in Eukaryota, Metazoa, Mollusca, Gastropoda, Lymnaeidae.